AUGUACUUGGAAUAUCUUCAACCGAAGUUGAACCUAAUGGAUGAGUCUAGCACUAUAAGCAAAAAUUUCCCUGAUUAUUCACCAAAUUUAAACACACCCAUUACUUCAAAUUUUAAUGAAGAAACGGGUUCGGACUGCUCUUUAGUUACUCCAAGAAUAAUUUCCAGUUCAAAUUCGAAUUCGAACUCCAAUUCUAAUUCGAACUCCAACUCCAACUCAGGCUCUAUUGACGAAAAUGAGCUAAACAACUCUAAUUCAUCCUCCUCGUCUGCAAGACAGAUAAGGAAAAAAUGGAAAGAGCCUGAGGAUAUAGCAUUCAUUACUACAAUAAUGAAUAAUUCUCAAUUACUAACAUUCGUAGAAUAUUUCAAGCCUAUGAAGAAUUUUUGGAAAAAAAUUUCAAAAAUCCUAUUCCAACAAUAUGGGUACGAGAGAAACUCUCGUCAAUGUCAUGAUAGAUUUAAAGUCUUAUACACAAAGUCUUUGAAAGUGCAUCCAUCAAAGAAAUCCAAGCAAAAGAAAAAAAAAUCAAAACAAGAGGCAGGCUCAAACUUAAAUUUUGAUCCGUCAAAAUUAUCUAGAAUGCAGUAUUUGCUAGUGCAGUUACAAAACACUUUUAGUUUUGUAAACGGAAACAUUAUACUCAAGUCGCAAAAAACAUUGAAGCCGAACAAGAAUGGUACUAAUGAUAAUAUUAAUAACCAUUAUUAUAAUAAUUGUAACAAUAACAAUAAUAAUAUUAACAAUAGUAACAAUAGCAACAAUAAUAAUAGCAAUAAUAUUAAUAGGAAUAGUAAUCAUAGUACUAAUGUUUUUAGUACACCAGAGCAUAUUCAGUCAAGUAUCAACCUCGAUAAAUUAGAAUCUUUGCCAGCUUUGGAUACCAAAGGAGAACCAUCCUUCAUUAGCCCGGCUCAAUUUUCCCUUUUGUCAUCAGCACCGGCAGACAAUCUAAUCCUGCAAACUCCACCAUCGCCAUUUUUCCAGCAAACAAUGCCUAUACAGCUACCGCGCGAUGCACAACAAGAACAAAUUUCCCCAGUUUUCUCUACAGAUGUCAUAUACAUGUGGCAAACAAUGUUUAACACUAUUGAAAAUUUAAAGGAACAAGUAAACUGCUUAAAAAAUGAAGUUAAGCAAUUAAACCAUAAAUUUUACCAACAAAAUAAACCGUUGCAUAAUAUGUCAACUUCAGACUCAGAAAAUUUUAUGCAACAACAUUAA
Molecule: messenger RNA, 1224 nt
Organism: Saccharomyces cerevisiae S288C
Lineage: Eukaryota; Fungi; Ascomycota; Saccharomycetes; Saccharomycetales; Saccharomycetaceae
Gene: RPI1
Product: Rpi1p
Exons: 1
Coding region: 1-1224 (407 amino acids)
Cellular component (GO): nucleus
Source: RefSeq, marked reviewed